CAUGAACAAAAAAAUGUCAGCUUAAAUCGGGAGCUCUCGCUUCAGCUAGGGUUUAACGGGCUGUGGACGGCUAAUCUGUUCUCCAAAGAAAGCCUUCAUCUAUCUCUCCUGAAUUUCAUCGUGUCACCGGAGUUCCUAGCUACUCCGUCUACUGUGUUUUUCCAAGUGCUUCAGAAGUCCCAUCCAACAUGGGGAGGAAGAAGAAAUUCAUCGACAAGAAGAAAUCGGCGACGUUCCAGCUAAUGGCGCGGGACUCCUCCGACCCCUUCUUCGAUGGUACGCCAGGGAGCGAGCAAGUCUUCGUCCGAGUCGACGAGAAUCAAUACUCAGUUGACGACGAAGGCGGCGAGCAGCGCGAUGACGUGGAAUCGGAUUCUAUCUUCGCCGACGCACCAGAGGAUGUAGACGACUUCGUGGAGGGCACUGGCGAUGGGGUUCUGGGGAUCCCCACGAGAUCGGUCGGUGAAUUUCACAGUGGAUCGUCUUCGUUGCCGGACCAAGUGAGGAGGGAGAUUAUCGAGCUCGGCUUCCCUGAUGACGGCUACAAUUACCUGCUUCACAUGCGCGAGAUUAAAAACACCGGCGGCGGCUCCAGGUAUUACGAGAACCCGAAGGCGCUCGACCAGAUUCCUGGCGAUGUCAAGGCGUAUGAUGCUUCCAGAGUUCCGGUGUCUGAAGUGAGAGAUGAUAUUAAUAAGGAAGAUAUGUCUAUCUACAGUAUAGCAGCAAAGACUGUUGGUGUUAGGAUUCAGAAAGUUGUUGAUCCUGAAGUGACUGCAUUGCUUGAUGACAGUGAUCUGUCUCGAUUCGGGUCUGAUGUGGAGGAUUUGGAGGAGGAUUUCGUCAUUCGUGCUAAUCUUGCCGAGGAAGGGGACGACAAUGAUCAUUUGGAUGAUAUUAUUGGUGGAGCAGUGACCCUGAGUCAUAAGUCAGAGGAGGUAAUUGAUGAGCUGAGGGAUGCGUGUUUUCCUUCUAUUCAUCAGGAUGAGAAUGUGGAACAAAGGGGUGGCGGUGAUUUGAUUGUUGAAGCAAGGCCCAGGCGCCUUCUUGAUGAGCAAUUUGACCAGCUUGAAAUGGAAGAGUAUGCCACAGAUGAGGAUGAAGAGGAGGAUGGUUUCUGUGGUUAUGGAGAAAAUGAAGAUGAGUGCAUAGCAGAGAAGUUGAAAGCAGUUCUUAAUACCUCAACAAUGGAUGCAAUGGAACUUGAGGGGAAAUACAGAGCACCUGCAGAUAUAAUACAUAGUAACGAGGGUCCCGAAAGUGAAGAGUUGUUGAAUACUGCAACUGCUGUCCUUCGCCGUACUGUAGAGUACGCCGAGAAGUAUGCAAACGAGGAUGACGGUGGAGAAGUUGUUCUAGUAGACGAAAGUAGUGAUGAGUCGGAGGUCUGGGACUGUGAGACUAUUGUCACUACAUACUCAAACCUUGAUAACCACCCUUCUAAAAUUCAAGCUCCAGGAGCUUCGCAGAAGAAGAAGAUAGCUGAAACUUUUUCCAAGGCUUUGAACACUCCUGGUCCUGUGAUAUCUCUUCAUGGGAAAGAGAAGAUUCCUGUAGGUGUUUUGGCUGGCAGUAGAAAGGCUUCGGCAGCAGAAACAUCAAAGGAUGAACCUAGCUUGAGAACUGAAGCUCUGAAAAGGAAGCAACACGGGCAAGAGUCUAAAGAGGAGAAAAAAGAGAGAAAGGCUGCUGUGAAGGAGGAAAGGAGAGAAGCUAGGCGUCUGAAAAAGGAAACAAAGGAUGUCUAUAGAGGUGAAGCUCAGCGUGCACAGAGAGUUGCUGCUGUAGCUGGUCCUUCUGCCAUCAGUCUUAGGUAAGGUAAAGUUGAAGCAAGAUCAGCGCUCAGCAAACAUACAUUACAUUGCAAAAAGACCGUCAAAGUGGAGCUAUCUGCACUUAAAAGUGUUGAUGGGAACUGUUUGCUUGGUUCUUCAUGAUGCCUACGCUGAGUGCCUGGAUAUUUUGUUGUUGUACAUCACCAUUUUCCCGUAGGUAUUUCGUGCAACUAUGAUUUAGUUGUUUGCAUGUUGGCAUAUAAGCUUGAACACAAUAUGUAAGCUUUCUGAGAAUUCUCUUCUGCUGAAGGCGUGAACAAGUUAAUCUUAUGUUUAUGCAUGUUUAAGAGAGGCAUUAAACCUUCUCUCUGAAAACCAAAAAAGGCUUCUGUAAAACAAAAACAGACAGCUAGGAAAGUGUGACCAUAUCACUCAUACUUGUUCAUGAUCAUAGAUUCAUACUCGACGGCCAUGGGGUACUGGGGCAUGGCUGCAUCCUUUGUUGACAGGUGCAGGAUCAUAGACCCCGUAAUCAUCUUCACACACCCGUUGUUGAUCUCCAACUGGACGGACAGGUGGUGUAACUGGUAUCGGUAUAUCUGCCGGUGCUAAGAAUAGUGAUCUUGUUGUUGCUGCUGCUGCUGAUGAUGCAGGCUGCGCGGUUAGCAGGAGGGCCACCAGGGCCAUUGCAACUACUUUGAUCACGAGUGAGAAAUGAUAAACUGACUUCUCACUUGAGCUCAUCAUGAUGCUUUAUGUUGCUGAUUUUUCAUUGCUGUGUCUGUGCAUCUUGUGGUUUGCUCAUAUUUAUUUGGGAAUAGAUGCAGGGGGUGGAGAUUGGGAUGGUAGUUGCAGUAUGUAUUACACCAUAAUCAUAUAUUUAUACCUUUGGUCACGUCAGUUGCAUGAUGCAUCUAUGUGCAUGGUUUUUUUGCGUGCACUUCCACGGAAGCAGGGGUUAGCUCAGAAGUAGUAGUAGUUACCUAAGAGGAGCCUGUUUUGUUGGUUUCAUCUAGUGGUGUGUAUGGUCUGAUCCGGAAUCGAAUUGAAUUUUGAAUUAAAAUUAGGAAUGAACAGGAUUGGUAUCUGGUUUGAUGAUUUGGCUUGGGGUGGUCGAUCAACUUGGGUAUGUGGCUUGAUGAAAAAUGGUGCGACAUGCGUGG
Messenger RNA from Linum tenue, 2938 nucleotides. Lineage: Eukaryota; Viridiplantae; Streptophyta; Magnoliopsida; Malpighiales; Linaceae. The record is from the annotation of a GenBank genome assembly.